Molecule: messenger RNA, 1548 nt
Organism: Fusarium falciforme
Lineage: Eukaryota; Fungi; Ascomycota; Sordariomycetes; Hypocreales; Nectriaceae
Product: Maltose permease
Exons: 4
Coding region: 1-1548 (515 amino acids)
Biological process (GO): transmembrane transport; carbohydrate transport
Cellular component (GO): membrane
Molecular function (GO): carbohydrate:proton symporter activity
Source: RefSeq, a predicted model, not a curated record
AUGUCGGACAGCAAGGACGAGAUCACAGCCGUGAAGCCGGGGGCAGUCCAUGACGAGCAUGUCGUAAUUGAACAAGACUCACUGACAACUUGGCAAUGCCUCAAGGCUAAUCCUAAGAUUGUCAUGUGGACGCUUUGGGCCAACAUCGGCCCUCUCAUGGUUGGAUAUGAGAAUCUAGCAAUGUCAGUUUGUCUGGCUAUGCCCGCCUUCCAGAUGCGAUUUGCCACCCCAGUCAAUGGCACACUUAUCAUUCCUGCCUACUGGCAGUCGCUCUGGAGCGCCAUGUACAAUGUUACAACUAUGCUCGGUUCCAUGUCGGCCGGUUUUUGUCAGGAUCGGUUCGGUCGGCGGUCCGUCUUCCUGGCCUCGAUCUUGAUCGCUGUUGCUGGCAUUUCUCUGGUCUUUACUUCAAAUACUCCCCCCGAGUUUCUCGGUGGUAAGAUCGUCUCUGGUUAUGCCAUGGGCUUGAUCCUCGCCGGCACACAGACUUGGGUAUCGGAGGUUGCACCAUUACCAAUGCGAGGAAUUGCCUUAUCAACAUACGCGAUUAUGCUGAACCUCGGACUUUUGCUUGCUAUUUCCGUCACCUUUAGUCGAGUGUCGAUCAUGAAUGACUCUGCAUUCCGUGUCGUCUUUGCCGUUGCCUGGUGUUUUCCAGGCUUGCUAGCACUAGGGUUGCCUUUCAUGCCCGAAUCGCCUUACUGGCUGACGUCCAAGAACCGACACGAAGAAGCUCGCCGUGCUCUUGAGCGCUUGUCCCCGGCUGGCCAAGAAAUCGAGCCCCAACUUGUACAAAUCCAGCAUUCGAUCGAAACCGAACGUCGGCUUGCGGCUGAGAAAACAUCCUACCUUGAGCUAUUCCGCGGUACGAAUUUGCGCCGUUCCCGCAUUCUCCUCAUAUGCAUGUACAUGCCUCAGGUUGCUGGAGCCGUGCUAUCCUCCAACGCACCAUAUUUCCUCUCUCAGACCGGCAUGGACAACAAUCUGAUUGUCAAGAUCCUUCAAGUCGCUGUUAGCCUUGGUGUUGUCUCAGCUGUCUUGAAUGUUGUCGCCAUGACAAAGUUCAGUCACCGGACUCUUAUGUUCUCCGGGGUCGGUGUCUGCUUGGCCUUCUACUUGGCCAUGGGUAUUGCAGGUACCAUGGCUCGUACAUCGACCACGCUUACUGUCAUUGGCGUUGCAGUUGCCUUUCCCAGCAUCUCUUAUGGUCCCACAGUCGGGGCAUCCAUGGCUGUGGCUGGAGAGGUGUCAUCAAUCAAGCUCCGAUCCAAGUCUCUGGCAGUAGGUCAAGCUUUUUCCUCCAUCGUCUCUACAGUUUGGACAAUUGUCUUGCCCUACAUGUUUAAUCAAGAUGAAGCAGAUAUGGGCGGAAAUAUUGGCUGGAUAUUUUUUGGAAUGUCUGCUGUUUACCUCGUCAUUUUAUAUUUUGACGUUCCCAACACCAGAGGUCGGAGCUACGAGGAGUUGGAUCUCAUGUUUGAGAAGAAACUACCUGCAAAGAGAUUCAGCUCCUAUAAGUUCGACGACGAAGGCGAGAUUGCGGGUUAG